This is a messenger RNA of Chelmon rostratus (copperband butterflyfish), 618 nucleotides long. RefSeq names its product sperm acrosome membrane-associated protein 4-like. Lineage: Eukaryota; Metazoa; Chordata; Actinopteri; Chaetodontiformes; Chaetodontidae. The transcript is spliced from 3 exons. The coding region runs from base 88 to 465 and encodes 125 amino acids. The record is from RefSeq and is a predicted model, not a curated record.
AGAAAAGAACAACAAAGAGACGGCAUUCAGAGCCGAAGAGUCGAGCUGCGGGAACAUUUUCUCCCUGUGAGACACAAACAGCCAGUAAUGUCGAAGCUGGUUUGCCUUCUUCUUCUCCUCUGUUUACUUCCAGCUGUGGUCCCCCUCUUCUGUUACACCUGUGUGUUCCCCGCCGUCUCACCUCUGGACUGUAUCAGAUUCCCCCUGAAGUGUCCACCUGGACAGGUGUGUCUGUCCAGCAGAGCUGUGGGCGAGAAAGGAGACUUCCGUGUGGUGUUGUAUGAGAAGAGCUGCAUCCUUCCCUCCUUGUGUGGGGUCACAGGUGAAAAAUACACCAUGGGACUCAACUUCACCUUCACCAAUGAAUGCUGCAACACACACCUGUGCAACGGAGCUGAGACACCUGCUGCCCCCUGCUGGACCGGCACAUUACUCACACUGCUUAUUUCAUACUGGCUUUGGUGAAUGGAGAAAUAUUAAAGCAAUGUGGAAGAGAAUUAGUUUAAUUCACAUGAAGUGAAGUUGCCUUUUUGCCCUCUAAUAGACUGAUAUUGUACUCAACUUCCUUUUAGUAACUCUGCACUAAUCUGUGUUUUGUUUUACCUUGAGUGUGAGAUA